AAAUUAUUAGAUAUGGUAAAGUUGCUAUCCAAAUCACCAGUGGCAUUAAAUAGUCCAACAUUAUAAUAAUGGGACAACAGUUUCAGAGAGAAUUACGAGAUGUAUUAAUCAGAGAUUGAUAAAAAUACCUAUGCAUUGUAGAGAAGUAUGAGGGGGUUCUGGAUAUUUGGAAAGACAUUCUACCCUGCUUUAACUCAACAUUACAGUUAAAAAUUAGAGCUAUAUUAAUUGAAAUAGCAAUUAGGAAAGGUAUGAUAUUUUAUUGAUUACAUUUUAGAUUGAAUAAUCAGAGGUGAAUUUAUAUAAGACAGUUAAUCCAAAUAUUAGUACUGUAUUGAAUAAGACAUUCAGUACUUAAUGGCUUUGGUGGAAUCUAUAAGACAUAUCCAUUACAGCUGGGUUAUAAGUGUAUGCUCAAUUGUUUAAUUUUGGAUAUUCAUGGAGAGUUGGAUUCUUGGUUCUACCAUAUUGUGCUAGAGUAAGAAAUCACAUAAACUAUUAGGUCUUCUAUGAUUAUGCAACAUCAUAUUAAAAUAAAUCAAAGGCAGUUGAAUUUCUCAACUGGGCAAUUCAAUACAGAAAGGCAAAGAGUUAGAUCGAAAGAGGUAGCUUAGAUCCACAAAUAGUUGAGAGAUAUUAGGCUCUUUUUGGUAGUGUGAAGAAGGGACCAUUAUAAGUAUAUGCAGAUGUUGUUGAAUUGGCUACUCAACAAAACCCCAAUUUGUGAU
Molecule: messenger RNA, 728 nt
Organism: Paramecium primaurelia
Lineage: Eukaryota; Ciliophora; Oligohymenophorea; Peniculida; Parameciidae
Source: the annotation of a GenBank genome assembly